AUGAGAUUCUCCGCUAUCUUCACCCUGGCUUCUGCCACUGCCGCCAUGGCCAUGAACUCCACUCCUGCUCUCUUCGCUCGUCAAUCGACUGGUGCCGUCUGCUCAAACGGAGAGUCUGCCUGCGGUUCUGGAUGCUUCGAUCCUAAUGCCUACAUCUGCUGCGGUCAAGAGGGUCAGGUCUGCCCUACUGGCAACUGGUGCUCUGGCGCCAACACCUGCUGCCCCAUCGGUCAAAACUGCGACGGGCAAGGACCCUCGACCACUAAGGGUUCAUCUGCCACCAUUGUUCAGUCCGGAUCUACCAUUCUUGGAAGCUCAGCAUCAUCUGCAGCCGCAUCAUCUGCUUCUCAGUCCUCUGUUUCGCAGUCUUCUGCUCCAGAGUCUUCUGCGUCGCAAUCUUCCUCUGCUUCCUCUUCUCUUUCCUCAAUCUCUUCUUCUGCGUCAUCUGCGUCUUCCGCCGCUGCAUCUUCUGCUUCAUCGAGUCUGACAUCAAACGCCGCAGCCGCAUCUUCUGCCGCAAGCAGUGCCAGCUCCAGCAUGUCUUCGGCUGCUUCAUCUGCUUCUUCCUCGGGAUCCAAGGCCGCUUCUUCCAUGAGCAGCUCUAUGUCGUCUGCUGCAUCUUCCGCUUCUAAGUCUGCCUCAUCUGCUGCUUCCUCGGCUUCCAAGUCUGCUUCUUCUGCUGCUUCGUCUGCCUCCAGCUCGGCAGCUGCAACUUCUUCUGGCGCCGCUGUUGCUGGUCCUGUUACCAACUUUGGUCUUGCCCUUCUCGGUCUUGCUGCCCUUAUCUAA
Messenger RNA from Aureobasidium musti, 789 nucleotides. The record is from the annotation of a GenBank genome assembly. NCBI's taxonomy places the organism in Eukaryota, Fungi, Ascomycota, Dothideomycetes, Dothideales, Saccotheciaceae.